Messenger RNA from Penicillium verhagenii, 924 nucleotides. RefSeq lists its product as uncharacterized. The coding region runs from base 1 to 924 and encodes 307 amino acids. Lineage: Eukaryota; Fungi; Ascomycota; Eurotiomycetes; Eurotiales; Aspergillaceae. The record is from RefSeq and is a predicted model, not a curated record. The transcript has a single exon.
AUGGCUGUUGAUCUUUCCUCCUUGGGCCAAGACCCCGAAGGUCUCGUCGGGGGGUAUCAGGGCAACAGCACUGGGAUAAAAAUAACAAUGGGAGUUCUCAUCGCCAUACUACUAUACAAUGCCGUCGAGCUUACUGCUCUGAUCUUUCUAACCUUCCAACGAUACCGUGGACUAUACUUUUGGUCUUUGAUGCUCUCCACAACUUGCGGACUGUAUCCUAGUGGGAUCGGAAAUCUCCUUCAUUUCUUCGACAUCGGCCCUUUAUGGCUAGCAAUCGUGCUCUCCAACUUUGGCUUCUACUUCAUGGUACCUGCCCAAUCCCUCAUACUUUACUCUCGACUCCACCUCGUCCUUUACAACCAACGACUCCUCCGGUUUAUCCUUUACGCUAUCAUCGUCAAUACGGUCGUGAUUGGUGUGCCGGUAACAACCACAACAGUCGGAUCGGCCUUUGUGCGUACUCCAGGCUGGAAUGCGGCGUAUACAAUUAUGGAACGACUGCAGGUGACUUGGUUCGGGCUACAAGAGUUUUUGAUCUCGUCGCUCUACAUUCGGGAGACUGUCAAGCUUCUUCAAUGUAGUUCUGCGAAUACCAGUCGCAGAAAGAACAUCAUGUACCAGCUGGUCGCGAUCAAUGUUCUUGCUAUCUUGAUGGAUGUUGCGGUCAUGACGAUCGAAUAUAUUGGUCUAUACUAUCUGCAGGUUCUGCUGAAGUGUACUACAUACAGCAUCAAGCUGAAGCUGGAAUUCGCUGUUCUUGGCAAGCUUACCGCCAUCGUCGACUCGUCACAUCUUGAACUUACUCCGAGAGGUGAUGCGGAUCUUUCUGAAAUAGUUGCUGGUCGACCCGUGUGCGACCCAAUGCCUAGCACCUGGCAUGUUGAAAUGUCUUCCUGCAAAGGUCAUCCCGAACAAAACUUUUGA